UGACACCACCGGGUCUUCAUCACACUAAGUCAGGCCUAAGACCUGUUCUGUUACUAGGCGUGGCUAGGCCUAAAGAGACCAAAGAAGGGGGCAUUAUUAGAGGGGUGUGGGAAAAGAAAGGAGGAGGAGGAGGAGGGGGGCAUCAGCUUCUUCGACAAGUCUUUCUGUCAGGUAGUUGAGAAUUUGUUUGCCCAAACCACUGAUAGACAUGGACAUGGCAGACUACAGCGAGGCUCUGGACCCAGCCUACACCACGCUGGAGUUCGAAAACAUGCAAGUGCUCCCCUUGGGUGCAGACUCCUCACCAGCUGAAAGCGCCAGCAUGAACGCCACGGGCCACCUAGCAGCAGGCAGCUUGUGCGCCAUAUGUGGUGACAGAGCGACAGGGAAGCACUACGGGGCCUCGAGCUGCGAUGGCUGCAAAGGCUUCUUCAGGCGCAGCGUCCGCAAGAACCACAUGUACUCUUGCAGGUUUAAUAGACAGUGCAUUGUGGACAAAGACAAGAGAAACCAAUGCAGAUACUGCAGACUGAAGAAAUGCUUCAGAGCUGGCAUGAAGAAGGAAGCUGUGCAGAAUGAGAGAGAUAGAAUCAGCACCAGGAGGUCUAGCUAUGAAGACAGCAGUUUACCAUCCAUCAACACACUAAUUCAGGCAGAUGUUCUAUCAAGACAGAUCACAUCACCUGCGCCCAUACUGAACGGUGACAUCAGGACCAAAAAGAUCGCUACCAUCACAGAUGUCUGUGAGUCCAUGAAGCAGCAGCUGCUGGUCCUGGUGGAGUGGGCCAAAUACAUCCCAGCUUUCUGUGACCUGCCCCUGGAUGACCAGGUGGCGCUGCUGCGAGCUCACGCAGGAGAACAUCUCUUGCUUGGUGCAGCCAAAAGGUCCAUGCUUUACAAAGACAUCCUCUUAUUAGGUAAUGACCACAUUAUUCCCAGAAACUGUCCAGAGUUGGAGGUGGGCAGGGUAGCAGUGAGGAUCCUGGAUGAGCUGGUGCUUCCCUUUCAAGAGCUCCAGAUAGAUGACAAUGAAUAUGCCUGCUUAAAAGCCAUUGUUUUCUUUGACCCAGAUGCAAAAGGCCUGAGUGACGCAGGAAAGAUCAAGCGAAUGCGAUACCAGGUCCAGGUCAGCCUGGAGGACUACAUCAAUGACAGACAGUACGACUCUCGGGGCCGCUUUGGGGAGCUUCUCCUGCUGCUGCCGACGCUACAGAGCAUCACCUGGCAGAUGAUCGAGCAGAUCCAGUUUGUAAAGCUCUUUGGGAUGGCGAAGAUUGACAAUCUGCUACAAGAAAUGCUUCUCGGAGGUUCGGCUAAUGAAGCUCCACAUGCACCACACUCUCUGCACCCUCACCUGGUUCAAGAGCAUCUCAGCAGCAAUGUUAUAGUGACCAGCAACAUGCCAACGGCGAUCCAUAACGGUCAAAUCUCCACUCCUGAAACCCCGAUCCCGUCUCCACCCACUGCUUCUGGAUCAGAACAUUACAAAAUGCCUCAGGGCGUCAUAGCUACAGUGCCCAAGCAGUCGACCUCCAUCCCUCAGCCAACCAUUACGAAGCAAGAGGCCAUAUAACAAAAGCUUGAAUCCUUCUUUUUUGUGCUUUUUAUAUUGUGAAACGUUUAUACAAAGUCAGCAGUGAUGCUGUUAACUUCAAAGUAGCUAAAUAUAUAUAAUGUAAUUACAAGCUCCUUACAGAUGUCCUUCAGGGACAUAUUUGUACAUAAAAUGCAGCUGCGGUUGAGCUCCACAGCUCAGGAUGAGUCAGAAACAUUUACCUGCAAUGUAAUUUUCCAAGCAUUUACUGUGCUGUAAAUGCACAUCAAUAUCAGGUAACAGUGAGGCUAAUGUUAGACACAGCAACGUGAUCAUGUGAGUAUUUUAUGAAUGUUACAACAAGCCUUACAUUUUCAUACAUUUAAUGUAGCACGCUUCUAUGUUUAUUGGUGAUAAAUAUGAACUUUGAAGCUUAAAAAAAACAGCUUUUUAGGUUUCUUUAAAAUAUAUAUAUUUUUUAUUUAUGCACUGCUACAUGCAUAUAUUCACAGGAGAGAAAUCUAUAGAGAGAAUUUUGUAAAUUUAGACUCAAGAUAACCGAGCUUGGCACACACAGUUUCCCAAUGAUGUGUUGUGUUCGUUUUACAAAAAAAAACUAUAUAUAUUGUAUUUUUGUUUAGUUUUUGUCAUGGUUUAACUGAUGAAAUGUGCCUUGUAACCUUUACUGCCUUACAAACCAGGAAGGGUUUACCGUACAAUGUGAAAAUGACUGAAUAAAUCUUAACAUCUAUUUUUA
Molecule: messenger RNA, 2291 nt
Organism: Girardinichthys multiradiatus
Lineage: Eukaryota; Metazoa; Chordata; Actinopteri; Cyprinodontiformes; Goodeidae
Gene: hnf4a
Product: hepatocyte nuclear factor 4, alpha
Exons: 10
Coding region: 209-1573 (454 amino acids)
Biological process (GO): anatomical structure development; cell differentiation; positive regulation of transcription by RNA polymerase II
Molecular function (GO): RNA polymerase II cis-regulatory region sequence-specific DNA binding; zinc ion binding; nuclear receptor activity
Source: RefSeq, a predicted model, not a curated record